ACGUCAUCAUAAUCUUACAAUCAAGCCAUGACGUCAUGGAGGUGUAGUUGCAUAAGACCAGACAAACGCGACGGUCUAUCAACUUAUUACACCGAACAACCAUGUCGAACACAGUCAACAAAGGUUCCAUUUUUAAUGUCAAGGAGGCUCAGGGCAUCGAGUGAGCAAUCUUUUAGCAUAGAGUCCAUGCGAUGUCGAUUUUUGGUUCCUAGGAGAGCCCAGCAUGAGACAACAGCCGCUCAUGCGCAAGCUGAAGCUCCAAACGCCCAUGUUGCACACGAAGUGGAAGAGAACGCGGAGCAUCUUCAACAAGCAGCAACCAAAGCAGCUCAAGCUGCGCAAGGAAUGGGGUCUGAACUGACGGGAGAGAGAGACACUAGUACUGCCUUUGAUGUCUUCAAAAGCGAAGUGACUCAGAAGACGAACGUCGCGGCCUCCGAAGGGCAGAGGGAUCUCCAUACGGCCAAGAAUACCAGCGCAAGUUAUUUAGACCAGGCAAAGACAGUGGUGGAGAGUAUUGCCACUUCUGCUCAGGACUAUCUUCACAGUAGCACAGACCCGCAAGCUUCGAAUAAGCCAGGAGGAGACGCCAUAUCGUCAUCAUGGCAGGCAUCGGCAUCGUCUGCUGUUGGAACCGCUCAGAAGUUCUUGGCAUCCGCACAAGCCGCCGCUCAACCGCACAUUGACGUUGCACGAUCUACUUUGCAACCACAGGCCGAAAAAGCACGCGAGACAGCGGAAGGUUACCUCGGGAUGCACUCUAGUAGCUCGCCUUCUGGCGCGGUUACUCCGCCAUCAAACACGUGCGCAACUACCGGCACGCCCUUAGUUGCGGGCACACAAUACGCAUCUACGAUAACCACUACUGGUGCAGAUGAGAGAGAGCUGGAGUCAACUGUUGUGUAGAAUGCCAUGACACCGAGAAGUUGUGUAGCCAUAGAUGUUGUAUUGUUGUAUAGUCUCGAAGACUUCCUCUAGCGCGCUCUUGGAUGUCACGCUUGUAGCCAAUCAUUGAAAGCAACCCUGAUCUGAACGUAAGAAAUUUUAGACGCGGUCUCGAACCACACUGAACUAGUAGUAGGCAGCUGACACUGACAGGGAACGUUCGAGUUGUCAUUUGCAGACCAGCAUCAACCCCUUCAAGACAAGCUUCAAGAAGCUCAGGGUCACGAUGAACUAUGUCCAUCGGAACGAUUCUGAUUGGAAGGAACCAAAAUGGCUGAGAUGAGAUUAGAACCGGCUAACUGCGGUCCCGGGGUGAUAACGAUGGAGUGAUGCGGUGU
Messenger RNA from Suillus fuscotomentosus, 1283 nucleotides. RefSeq lists its product as uncharacterized. The transcript has 4 exons. The coding region runs from base 346 to 906 and encodes 186 amino acids. NCBI's taxonomy places the organism in Eukaryota, Fungi, Basidiomycota, Agaricomycetes, Boletales, Suillaceae. The record is from RefSeq and is a predicted model, not a curated record.